AUGUCAGGUCCAACUCCGUCAAUGGCUCCGGGCCAGCCAACCUUCGUCCCUGUCGAACCUUCUUCUGGUCUCUGGGAGCGGUUAACACAAUGGGCUUCCGAGAACAAGACUGUCGUCUACACUAUUGCUGGUGUCGGCAUUGCUGUUACGGGUGCCGGUGUUAUUUACUACCUCAAUGAUAACAGCGCCAAGGACACAACACCAAAGCUGAGCAAGAAGGAGAGGAGAAAGCGAAAGGAUGGCGACCGCAAAGUUGAUAGGGAAGCACCCUCAACUAGCCCCUCCCAACCAAAAGCUGCCUCUGCUGAGACCGAGCCAGAGCUGCCCGAUGUCGAUGAAGAGAUAGUCUCUACCCUCACCCAGGAUCAGCGUGAAGAGUAUGCUGCCAAGUUGAAGCAGGCCGGUAACAAGGCUUAUGGCGACAAGUCAUACAACAAAGCCAUUGAACUUUACUCCAAGGCCAUUCUCUGCAAGGCCGACCCUGUCUUCUACUCCAACCGAGCCGCCUGUCACAGCGCCAUGAGCGAAUGGGAUCAGGUUAUUGAGGACACCACCGCCGCCAUCAACAUGGACCCUGACUACGUCAAGGCCAUCAACCGUCGCGCCACCGCCUACGAGCACCAGAAGAAGUACUCCGAGGCCCUCCUCGAUUUCACUGCCUCGUGCAUCAUCGACAACUUCAAGAGCGAGUCCACCGCCCAGGCUGUCGAGCGACUUCUCAAGACCUUCGCUGAGCAAAAGGCCAAGGAGAUGAUGGAAUCCCGACCCCCCAAGCUGCCCAGCCCUAUCUUCGUUGGCAACUAUCUCCAGAGCUUCCGUCCCAAGCCCCGACCCGAAGGACUCGAGGAUUCGGAAGAGUUGGAUACCCAUACUGGCAAGGGACAGGUGCAGGUUGGUCUCCAGGCUUUGGAGAAGAAGACUGGUGAUGGUUACGAGGAGGCUCGACAGGCAUUCGAGAAGGCUCUGGAGCUCGGCGAUCUUGGCGAGUACGAGGCUCUUGCCUACAACAUGAGAGGUACCUUCCGCACUCUGCUGGGCAACCAUGCCGAAGCCACCCAGGACUUCGACAAGAGCAUCGAGCUCGACCCCUCCAUGACGCAGAGCUACAUCAAGCGUGCCAGCAUCAGCCUGGAGCUUGGUGAGCCCGAGAAGGCCGAGCAGGAGUUUGCUAAGGCUCUCGAGCAGGACAACAACGACCCCGAUGUCUACUACCACCGUGCCCAGGCCCACUUCAUCAAGGGUGACCUUGCCGAUGCCCAGAAGGAUUAUCAGAAGUCAAUCGACCUCGAUAAGGACUUCAUCUUCUCCCAUAUUCAGCUCGGUGUCACUCAGUACAAGAUGGGCUCGAUCGCUUCGUCCAUGGCUACUUUCCGACGAUGCAUUAAGAACUUCCCCAAGGUGCCCGAUGUUUACAACUACUACGGAGAGCUGCUCCUCGACCAGGGCAACUUCUCCGAAGCUGUCGAGAAGUUCGACACUGCCAUGGAGAUGGAGAAGCAGACCAAGCCUAUGUCCAUGAACGUUCUGCCCCUUAUAAACAAGGCCUUGGCCCUUUUCCAGUGGAAGCAAGACUUCAAGGAGGCCGAGGCUCUCUGCCAGAAGGCUCUCAUUAUCGACCCCGAGUGUGAUAUCGCUGUUGCCACCAUGGCCCAGCUCCUUCUCCAGCAGAACAACGUUCCCGCUGCCCUCAAGUACUUUGAGCGUGCGGCCGAGCUUGCCCGAACCGAGGGCGAGAUCGUCAACGCCUUGUCCUAUGCUGAGGCGACCCGAACACAAGUUCAAGUCACAGAGAAGUAUCCCAAGUUGGCAGCCAAGCUCGCUGGUGGCGCCGGACCCGGCGGCCUUCGCAUGGGCCCUCAAUAA
Molecule: messenger RNA, 1863 nt
Organism: Fusarium sp. VM40
Lineage: Eukaryota; Fungi; Ascomycota; Sordariomycetes; Hypocreales; Nectriaceae
Source: the annotation of a GenBank genome assembly